Molecule: messenger RNA, 837 nt
Organism: Geodia barretti
Lineage: Eukaryota; Metazoa; Porifera; Demospongiae; Tetractinellida; Geodiidae
Source: the annotation of a GenBank genome assembly
AUGCCAAACCAAUGGCCCACCGUCCACUACAAGGAAGAGGGCAUGCGUGAGGGCAUGCGUGAGGGCAUGCAAAUCGAGGACGCCGACAUCGCCGUUGACGAUAAGGUUGAGCUCCUCGACAUGCUGUCCGAGACCGGCCUCACCAGCAUCGUUGUCGGGUCGUUCGUCAGCCCCCGGUGGACCCCGCAGAUGGAGCGCAUCGACGAGAUCGUACACCGGUUCACUCCCAAGAUGGGCGUCACCUAUUCCGCUCUGGCGCUCAACCAGCGCGGCAUCGAGCGUGCCCGCGCCUACUCGCCGCCCCUGACCAUCGAGCGCGACGCGUAUCCGCGGCUCAGCUGCCACCUUUGCGACGUGUUCGCCCGCCGUAACACCAACCGCACCCAAAUGCAGGAGAUGGAACGCUGGCCCGCCAUCAUCGCCCAGGCCCAGGAAGUCGGCAUCACCCAAUCCGGUAUCGGCUGUAACGCCUCCUGGGGUUCCAACUUCCUCGGUGAGUUUGAAGUGGACACCCUGAUGACGCUGCUGGAAUAUCAGCACGGGUUGUGGGAUGAGGCCGGAAUAGCCGUCCGGAGUUGCUCCAUGGGCGACCCCAUGAGCCACUGCACGCCGGCCAAGGUGGAAGAGAGUAUCUCCCGUGUGAAGGAGCGCUGGCCGGAAAUCGAUCACUUCCGCCUGCACCUCCAUAACGGCCGCAACAUGGCCAUCGCCUCCGCCUAUGCCGCGAUGCGUGUUCUCGGCCCCGAGGAUACCCUUGAGCUCGAUGGCGACCAUCGGCGGGUUCGGCGGCUGCCCCUACUGCGGCAACGGCCGCGCCACCGGCAUGGCCCCCACUGA